Trematomus bernacchii (emerald rockcod) is the source of this 3993-nucleotide messenger RNA. RefSeq names its product 6-phosphofructo-2-kinase/fructose-2,6-bisphosphatase-like. The transcript is spliced from 15 exons. Gene Ontology annotation, molecular function: ATP binding; fructose-2,6-bisphosphate 2-phosphatase activity; 6-phosphofructo-2-kinase activity. Gene Ontology annotation, biological process: fructose metabolic process; fructose 2,6-bisphosphate metabolic process. The coding region runs from base 481 to 1884 and encodes 467 amino acids. Lineage: Eukaryota; Metazoa; Chordata; Actinopteri; Perciformes; Nototheniidae. Gene Ontology annotation, cellular component: cytosol; 6-phosphofructo-2-kinase/fructose-2,6-biphosphatase complex. The record is from RefSeq and is a predicted model, not a curated record.
ACUUUGGGAUUUUAGCCUUUACACACCUUUUACAUGCACUAAAACCUGUAUAACAAACUACAGGAAAAGGAAACUCCUAAAAGCAUAAUAGUGACUCUUUAUUUCACCACUGACUUCAUCUGACAGAAUCAUAAAGGAGCUGCUCAGCAUGGUUUUUACCAGGGUGUCCUCACUUCCUGUUUGCUGAGGCAAAGUCUACAGUUGCCCUUUGUGAUUGGUGGAUGAGUUUGUUCUGGGCUUUAAUGGCUCAGUUAAAGUGAUUGGCAGGUUAAACAACCAAUCAGAGGUGCUCAAUCAUGUCUGCUGACUCACAAACUCCUCCCACACCAACAUCGUGGUAAAGAGUACAAAAUCUGUGUUCUCACCUGAAGCGCUCCUUUUUAUCUGGCCCUCCUGUCACACACACACACACAUACGCACACAUACACACACAUACAGAGGGAGAGGUUUUAUACACACACACACUCACUUGUUAAAGUCAUGUCAAAAAAACUCACUCAAAAUCCUCUGGAGAAGACCUGGGGGCCAUGGAUGAAAAGCAGGCUGAGCCAACGCAGAGGCUCCUCGGUGCCGCAGUUCACCAACUCCCCCACCAUGAUAGUGAUGGUGGGACUCCCGGCCAGAGGAAAGACCUACAUAGCUAAAAAACUCACCAGAUACCUGAACUGGAUCGGAGUUACAACGAAAGUGUUUAAUGUGGGUCAGUACAGAAGAGAUGCGACGCGCUCCUACAACAGCUUCGAGUUCUUCAGACCGGACAACGAGGAGGCCAUGAAGAUACGCAAGUCCUGUGCCAACGCUGCUCUGAAAGACGUCUGUGAUUACUUCACCAGAGGGCUGGGGCAGAUCGUGGUUUUUGAUGCCACCAACACGACGCUGGAGCGCAGAGAGGUCAUCCUCGGCUUCGCUCAGGAGAACGGUUACAAGGUCUUCUUUGUGGAGUCAAUAUGUGACGAUCUAGAAAUCAUCGCUCAGAAUAUUAAACAAGUGAAGCUGAGCAGUCCGGACUACAAAGACUGUGACAAAGAGGAGGCUGUGGCCGACUUCCUGAAGAGGAUCGAGUGUUACAAGAUGACCUACAUCCCGCUGGACGACAACAAGGACAGGAACUUGUCCUACAUCAAGAUCUUCAACGUGGGCAGCCGGUACCUGGUGAACCGGGUCCAGGACCACAUCCAGAGCCGCAUCGUGUAUUACCUCAUGAACAUCCACGUCACCCCGAGGUCCAUCUACCUGAGCCGCCACGGAGAGAGCGAGCUGAACCUGUCAGGUCGCAUCGGGGGGGACUCCGGGCUGUCGCCUGGCGGGGCAAAGUUUGCCAGCGCUCUGGGGACCUACAUGCGCGGUCAGUGCAUCAGCGACUUGAAGGUGUGGACGAGUCACAUGAAGAGGACCAUCCAGACCGCCGAGGCUCUGGGGGUCCCGUACGAGCAGUGGAAGGCCCUCAACGAGAUAGACGCUGGUGUGUGUGAGGACAUGACGUAUGAAGAAAUUCAGGAGCAUUACCCAGAGGAGUUUGCACUGAGGGACCAAGACAAGUACCGCUACCGCUACCCUAAAGGAGAGUCGUACGAGGACCUGGUGCAGCGUCUGGAGCCGGUCAUCAUGGAGCUGGAGCGGCAGGAGAACGUUCUGGUCAUCUGUCACCAGGCCGUCAUGAGAUGUCUGCUCGCCUACUUCCUGAACAAGACUGCUCACGAGCUGCCCUACCUGAAGUGUCCUCUGCACACGGUGCUCAAACUCACACCUGUCGCCUACGGUUGUAAAGUGGAGUCUGUUUUUCUAAACGUUGAAGCUGUCAACACACACAGAGACAAACCAGUGAACGUGGACGUGGACAGAGAGCCGGCGGAGGCUUUGGAGACGGUCCCGGAUCACAUCUAGAGGACGACACGGGGAAACUGGUUUCAUUUCUAUCCACCUUAAUGGAAAGUGGCCUUUUUUAAUUUAAGUAAUACUAGUGUUCAUUGUUACCUGGGUAAUUGUUGAAAUGUAAAAUCAUUGUGACAUGUGAAAUGAGACAUUUCUCCUAUGGCAGCCUAUUUCCAUUGGAAAGCCCUUUAUAAUGCAGGGCUCAGACGUCUGGUAUGAAGAAGUGGAGACUUCCUUUACUGUGAAAGUGAACUACUGCGGGUCAGGUGACCAGGAUCUCUGUUUGGAUAUUCGUGAACAUGCAUGUCUGUGUCUUCUUCUCCUCCUCCCUACUUGUAAUAAUACAUCAGGCAACUUUAAAUCACCCAGUCACCUCUUCAUGUCCAUCUGACCACUUCACAUCAUGUUAUCUUGUGUCUCACAGAGGCACAUCAUAUGAGAAUCCAAACGACUGGUGAGCAGCAGUUCUUUUAACACACAGUGGUGCAAACAGGAAGUAGGGGUUUGGUAACAAUGUAAAAUAAUACUUUAAAGAUAAAUAUGUGGAAGUAGUUCAACAUUUUGAUAAAUUAACUUAUUCACUUUCUUGCUUGGAGUUAAAGGAGAUAUACCACUCUCAUAUCUGUGCACUAAAUCUGAAGUCAAGGAAACAGUUAGCUUAGCUUAGCAAUGUUAUCACAAAGCCUGGCAAUCUCACAGCGAGGAUACUCAACAGUAUAGUGUUCAAUAUUAGUAUUCAGUUUCAGUCUGUGAUUAGGGAGAUUGUAUCACAUUUAUUGACACACAAAUUAAAUGAUGUGUAUCCUUACGGUCAUGUUAACCUUAUUUGUAUGCUGGCCGAGCCUCAUAUUUAACAUACAAAAAUAAGAGGGGGUGUCGUCAUCUAAUCUAACUCUUGGCAAGAAAGUGAACAAGUCCAAACUAUUCCUUAAACUAGGAUUGGCUUGUUUAUCGGAGUCAUUUCGUAUCCCGUCUAAAUCCACAAAAGGUGCAGAUCCCACUGGUAAUUAUAACCAGGGUGUGGUGUUCGUGUCACAGUGGAAAGAUAAUUUGUCACAGUGUUCUGGUUUAAUAUAAUUAGAAAGUCAAUUUAAAGGGACAUUUGGCACUUUAACUGCCCAAAUACCAUGAUGUGCCUCACAUGAGUUAAACAUGAUUAUUCUAUGCACCCUCACUGCACACACACACUGGAGGCAGAGGCACAGUGUGUGUGUGUGCUGUUUUUAACUGACAUUUGUCAUUUUAUUAAGAUACAUGAGGGACUCUGGUGCAAUAUAGUGUUUUUAAAUUGGUUUACAUGGACCUUAGGUCAAGUUCUGGUGGCCUGUAUCACAAAGCACGUUAAAUAUAUUUAAAUACUAGUGGUUAGCGCUCCACCCCAUUGCAUGUGAUUAGGUUAAGGGGUUGACCAAUCACAACAGAGCCGGCCAGCUGACCAAUCAGAGCAGACUGGGCUCUGGUUUCAGACAGAGGGUGAAAAGAGCUUUUUAAUCAUUAAAGCAUUGAGACAUGUCACAGUAGAGACACUACAUACUAAUAUGAAGCAGAAUAGAAGGCCUUUAAACAUAACCAGCUAACUAACGGUAAACUCAGUGAUACAGGCCUCCUGAUUUGAGCUCAUUUCUGUCACCUGGAGGAACAAUAGAAAAUACAAUCUUCUCAGGGGACCUUUGUUUUAUUGAAAUGCCACCACAUGAAAUAAAGUGUAAAUAAAUGCAUGUAAUUUAUUUCAACACAAUGUGAAAAGUGUCUUAGUCAGAAAUCUAGGAUUUAAAAGUUAUCCCUUUUUAAAACCCAUGUUCAGUUCGUAGCAGAUUCACAAUGUCAAAUCUGUACACGUGUGCUUUGUUUGGUGAAACUGUAUCUAAGGUCACAGCUUUUUCUGCUCGUAUCGUCCAUUGUUGUGCAAUUGUGCCUGUGUGUCCUGAGCUCUGUAAUAUGUAGCUGCGAUGUCGAAGAGUUACACGUUGUCUAACAGCCAUGAGCGUAUGUGAGAAAAAUGAAUGAAAAGUCAAAAUAAUGCAAUCAUUGAUCAAACUAAAUCUUUUCUUUUCUGAACGUGAACAAAUAACUGUUACCUUUUCAAAGGACAGGCAAUAAAAGCAAAAAUGGAAACCUGAA